AGCGGCCUUACGGCAGCCCCGCAACGUCCUACCAUAUCUGGGCAGUUUAGCUUGGGAAUUUCAUGACGCUGGUUGGGUGACAUGCGAGCGUUGGCCGGCCUGAUAUUGGACACUUCACGUCUUCAUCCUGGUUAGGGCCGAAGCACCCAAUGGCAUGGUAUGAUGAUCGUGCAUGAAUCCUUGUGUACAUGUGAAACCUAGUUGGGGUAUGAAAUAAGCUCCCUCCGGAGCAUCACUUUCGCUCGAAGCAAGGAUAAGAUUCAACUUCUCAAGCGACUCUUUCUUGCUGCUUUGCAAAGUCAACGAAAUCAACAUGGGCGUAGUUGAAAAUAUUCUCGAGAACGUGAAAGGAGUUGUUGGGGAGCUUACACCACUCAAGACCGCCGGGCUUGGAUUCGGUGGCAUCGUGCUCUGGUCUUACGGCAAUUACUAUAUUGCACAAUACAAAAUCAACAAGCUCGGUGGUCAUGCUCCGGUUCGUCGAAACAAGCUACCGUUAGGACUCGACAAUCUCUAUGAGGCGAUCGAGAGCAACCUUCGGCACCAGGCGAUGGAAAUCUGGGAGAGAGGCUUCAGAGAAUGGGGUCACAGAGCAAAUCCAUACACAUUCGAGGCGUACAUAGCCAACCAGCGGCUCAUUCUUACAGCAGAUGUUGAAAACAUCAAGGCGAUUCUAGCCACGCAAUUCCAGGACUUUGGAAAGGGCGAGCAGUUCAACAAGGACUGGCAUCCAUUCCUGGGAGAUUCAAUCUUCACCACCGACGGUACAAAGUGGCACGAUUCAAGACAGUUGAUCCGACCGCAAUUUGUCAAAGAUCGUGUUGCUGAUCUCAAGACCUUUGGCAAACAUUGCGAGAUUCUUGUGCCCAUGCUAGGCGGUAGCAGCGAUGGAGCGACUGUCGAUGCGGCAGACUUGUUCUUUAAAUUCACGCUCGAUGCGUCCACAGACUUUUUGCUCGGACAAAGUGUCGACAGUCUCCAUGAAGACAUCACCGGCUUUGCCGAUGCAUUCAACCACGCCCAGCACAUAAUGAGUAUGGUCGCCAGAGCAGGCCCAUUGAACUGGAUCAUCCCAAGGAGGCAGUUUAAUAAGGACAUCAAGCUUAUCAAUGCCUUCUGCGACAAAUAUAUUGACGCUGCAUUAGCUCUUAGCCCCGAAGAGCUGGAGAAGACGACAAAAAGUGAUGAGGGUUACACAUUCUUGCAUGCGUUGGCGAGCUUCACAAGGGACAGGACAGUUUUGAGGGAUCAAAUCGUUGCCGUUUUGCUUGCGGGAAGAGAUACAACGGCUUGCUCUUUGAGCUGGCUGUUCUACGAGCUCUCGUGCUACCCUGAGAUUGUUACGAAGCUGAGAGCAGAAAUCUUGAGAACUGUUGGGCCAGACGCCGACCCAACUUAUGAAGAUCUCAAGUCUAUGAAGUACAUGCAGCAUUGCAUGAAUGAGACCUUGCGCUUAUAUCCGAUUGUUCCAUUCAAUGUUCGCAUGGCCCUCAAAGAUACUACACUUCCUCAUGGAGGCGGUAAAGAUGGCAAUGAUCCUAUAGGUGUUCUUAAAGACACCCCAAUUGGCUACUCAACACUUGCGAUGCAGCGACGAGCGGAUAUAUAUCCCCCAGCUUCAUCCGGCUUCCCAGACAUCAACAAGUUUGUUCCUGAACGAUGGGAAACUUGGAACCCAAAGCCGUGGACAUAUAUUCCUUUCAAUGGGGGCCCUCGUCUGUGCGUUGGUCAGCAAUUUGCGCUUACAGAGAUGGCAUACACAAUCACGAAAAUUCUUCAGAAGUAUGAGCGUGUCGAGAACAGGAUGUCUGCACCGCCAAAGUGGAAGAGCGACAUCGUACUCCAGCCUGCAGAAGGCGUUCAGAUUGCUUUUUACGCGGCGAAGUCUUGAGCUGUGACAGGUGAGCCAAUAUAUGAAUGUAACAUGUAGCGACGGAAUGAAUGUGUACUUCAAUUAGAACGGCAACUCUUUAUUGCAGAAUAACGCUCUUUUUAUCUGAAGACGAGCUUUUUCCAUCUGAACCAUAUCUGGAGUCGUGGCUUAGAACUUUCCUUGAUUUAAUUUCUGACAGUUUCUUUGAAUCAUAAUUUGUACAACCAUGCAUAACUUCAACCUUAU
Molecule: messenger RNA, 2119 nt
Organism: Verruconis gallopava
Lineage: Eukaryota; Fungi; Ascomycota; Dothideomycetes; Venturiales; Sympoventuriaceae
Exons: 3
Coding region: 314-1891 (525 amino acids)
Molecular function (GO): monooxygenase activity; oxidoreductase activity, acting on paired donors, with incorporation or reduction of molecular oxygen; heme binding
Source: RefSeq, a predicted model, not a curated record